Cladocopium goreaui is the source of this 1233-nucleotide messenger RNA. Lineage: Eukaryota; Dinophyceae; Suessiales; Symbiodiniaceae. The record is from the annotation of a GenBank genome assembly.
UGAUUUGUGUCGCUUUGUGUCGACAUGGCAGAGGAGAAGCUGCGAGGCUGGGACUUUUGGAAGUCCAUUGGCUCACCGAAAUAUGUCUGUGCACCCAUGGUGGAUCAGUCAGAGCUGGCCUUCCGCAUGCUUUGUCGUCGGUAUGGUACUGAGUUAGCGUACACGCCGAUGCUGCACUCGCGCAUGUUCUCGACACAGCCGAAGUACCGCAAGGAGCAAUUUUCCACCUGCCCGGAGGACCGACCGGUCUUCGCACAGUUCUGUGGAGACGACCCUCAGACCGUGCUGGCAGCAGCAAAGCUGUUGCCUCCGGGGAGUGUUGAUGCGGUCGAUUUGAAUUGCGGAUGUCCUCAGGGCAUUGCUCGCAAAGGGCAUUAUGGAGCGUACCUGCUCUCUGAGCCGGAUGUGAUUGAGGGCAUUGUCAGCACCCUGGAUAAGGAAUUGUCGGUCCCUUCAACGGUGAAAAUCCGCUUAGUCAACAAUCACGAGCUGCAGGACACCUUAAACUUGGUCUCCCGAUUGGAGGCUGCUGGCGCAUCUGUGCUAUGCCUGCAUGGUAGGACCAAGGAGAUGAAGGGUCAAUUCACCGGGCCCGCGGACUGGGAUGCCAUCGCAGCUGUUCGGAAACGCGUGGGAAUCCCAUUGAUUGCCAACGGCGGCAUUCAGACGUUCCAAGAUGUGGAGCGCUGCCUCCAAGCCACGGGCGCCAAUGCGGUCAUGUCCUCGGAAGCUUUAUUGGAAUAUCCUGCGCUCUUCUGUCCUACGAGGUCGGUCUACCAAGACGAGCUUGCCUUGGAGUACUUGGAACUGGCCAAGUUGUACCAAACACCUCACAAGCAGAUCAAGGCGCAUAUGUUCCAUUUCCUCUAUGCAGGUUUACAGCUCCACACGGAUCUGCGUCAAGCCUUUGGGGAGGCCAAAGGAUGGGACCAGAUCAACGCCGCAGCGAUGGCAUUCCAAGAGCGCAGGAGACAGGAUCGAGAGCUAGGUAAUCCAUGGCCGGAUAAGGGCUGGUACAUGCGCUAUCGCGAGCCUUUGGGGAAGAAGCGCAAAGCCGACGACGCCGCCGGAGCGACCGAGGCCUCUCCAAAAGGAGAUGAUGUCAAGGUGCCCCGCACCGAGCCGAACACGCCGGAGAGCAACGAAGCUGAGUCCGUUUAGGUCAAUGCUGUCGCGGCAGACUUGUACAGCGCGCGAUGUGGGUGGUGAUGGAUCAAGUUUCAUAUCAGUUGC